UGUAUGAUUGAAGAAAUCAUAACUGUUCAGGAAUAUGAUUUAUUUGAAAAACUCGAAACUCUUAGUGUGAGAAAUUCUGGAAACAUAUACAAGGCCUCUUUGCGUAGUUAUAAUAUGGUCAUGGUGUUGAAAGACAUUAAAUUUAAUGAACAAUACACUUUAAAUGAGCUUGUAUACGAAGUUAGUCAUUUUUAUUAUCCGACGUUAUAA
Messenger RNA from Dentiscutata erythropus, 210 nucleotides. NCBI's taxonomy places the organism in Eukaryota, Fungi, Glomeromycota, Glomeromycetes, Diversisporales, Gigasporaceae. The record is from the annotation of a GenBank genome assembly.